AUGAUGGGAAUAGUGCAAGAGCAGAAUAUGGAGAAGCACAUAGAGAAGCAAAUGGGUUGCAUGGCAGGCUUCCUACAGAUCUUUGAUCGUCAUCAGAUUAUCGCUGGAAAACGCCUCUAUUCCACCAAACGUCUCCCUUUAUCUACGGGUGUUGAUUCUAAUCCAGAGUCAGAGCAGUCAAUGGAAUCACCACCGAUAUCGAGGGAAUUGGAGAAACCACAGCAAACAAGAUCAAUGCCUUCUCCAGACAGGUUUAAGCAAUCUCCGGUUAUGGAGCUCCGGUCACCGGCGACACCACAGUCUCCAUUACCUGUUGAGAUUCAGCCCAAAUCGCCUCUCCCUCUUCCUGUUUUGGAAUUAAAAGAAGGCACUAAAUCAUCUUGGAAAUUCUGCAAAGAAGCUCCUAGACUGUCUCUUGAUAGUAGAGCAACAUUCGAUGCAAAAGGAAGCCUUAAACCAAGAGAGAUCCGUACAAACGCUGCAAUUUUGUCAGUCAGUCGUUGCGAAAGCAAUGAAGAGCAAACAGACGAUAAUGACAAGCAACGCCGAUCGCCAAGUGUAAUUGCAAGGCUUAUGGGGCUGGAGCCAUUGCAGGGUCCUAAUCCGGAUCCUGAACAGAUGAACAAACCCGAACUCAGAAGAUCUGCUUCUGAGUCUAGAGCCUCCAGAGAUCUGUUUCAGUAUCGAUUCAUCGAUGGAGUCAAUUUUCAGUUAAAGCAAACGCAGCAGCAAAACACACAAAGCAAUGCCUCAAGCAAUGGAGGUAAGGAUCAGAAACCUAAUGGCAGAGCAGUAGAUCCAAAAGCGUACAAUGUGAUGCGGAACGUGAGAGCUGAACCAGCUAGAGCUCAAACCAGAGGCAGUGUACAGAGAAAGAGUUUCUUCGAUUCAGCUGAUUUCUUUCCUGAGCCAAAACAGAGUGUUUCUAUAUACGGUGAGAUUGAAAAGAAGCUAAAAAUGAGAGGAAUCGAUGGGCCAUCGAAAGAUCUUGAAACUCUUAAGCAUAUCCUUGAAGCUCUGCAACUCAAAGGCCUUUUGCAUUCCAAGAAGCCAGCACAUCAAAUUAGCCAAAGAAACUUAGUUUACGAAGAAUCUCCAAUCGUCCUCAUGAAGCCAGCAAAAUCCCUAGCUUCAAAGAACCGGCCUGCUGGAAGAAUCAUUAAUGAUUCGCCUCAUUCAAUUUAUAGAGCAAGACCUGGUCUUCGUCGAGAUCCAUACUACUCUGGAGAGACAUUGCCUGGUAUGAGCCCCAGGCGCGAGCGACCGGAGAUUGAAAAGAAUGUAAGGGGCCAAGUCAGAGGUAGGAAUUUGAGUUCGCCAAUGGCAAAUGAGAGCGAUGGUAGAAGUCCCAAUAGAAGGAGACCUUUGAGUGUUGAAACGCAGAGGAGAGUUAGUAAUGAUUCAGUGGAGCAGAGAAGAGUGUCUCCGGUUCAAUCUCCUAAAAUUAGUUCGAGGACGACAAAUCGGUCACCCAGAAGAAAACCAACGGUUGAGAUUUAUCACAAGGAUGAUAAAGUGUUUGUCUCUGCAGAAGAUGAAUUAUCCACUUUUUCUGAGAGUAGUAUCAGUACCUUUUCUCACACUGAUAUAGAGAGUUCGAAAUUGGAGGAUUAUAAUGAAGGAAGAAAUCUAUUAGAGAGGUGUGACAAGCUGCUUCACAGCAUAGCAGAGAUUACUGCAAGCGAGUUGCAACCUAGUCCAGUAUCAGUGCUUGACUCCUCGUUUUACAAGGAGGAAUCUUCUCCUUCUCCUGUAAUGAAACGGAGCGUUGAUUUCAAAGAUCAAUUGGCAGAAUUACAGGAUGAUAUUUGGAGCACAGCAAUCUCUCCUACUGAGUCAAAUUCAGAUGACGGUGACCUUAUGUACAUUUCUGAUAUCCUCCGAGCUUCAAAUUAUUUGCCUGAAGACUCCGAUUUAUUCCAGUUGCUAGAGAAGCAGCAAUAUCUUAAAGGAAAGGACACCUCCAAACUGUCAACACUCCAAAGAAAGCUUGUUUUUGAUACAAUCACAGAAAUUCUUUAUCGGAAGAGACAUUUGCCCCCUUGGAAGGUUAUCUGUUGGACGAAUCCUGUGAGUGGACAAACUUCCUUGCAGCAAAUUUGGUCAGAAUUCCAAAAAAUUCGGGAGAGGGACGCAUCAGAUGACUUGUUUGAGGUAAUCUGUGGUGUGCUUAGAAAGGACCUCGCUGGUGAUACGAUUAACGGAUGGGGAGAUCGCCCCAUUGAGAUGUCCGAAGCUGUUUUAGAUAUUGAGAGGCUGAUAUUCAAGGAUUUAAUUGGCGAAACCAUCCAAGACCUAGCUGCCUUUUGUUGCCGGAAGGGGAAAUUUAAUCAAGUAGUCCCUCGAAGGAAAUUGGUAUUCUAA
Dovyalis caffra is the source of this 2364-nucleotide messenger RNA. NCBI's taxonomy places the organism in Eukaryota, Viridiplantae, Streptophyta, Magnoliopsida, Malpighiales, Salicaceae. The record is from the annotation of a GenBank genome assembly.